Messenger RNA from Camarhynchus parvulus, 4288 nucleotides. RefSeq names its product IQ motif containing GTPase activating protein 1 (gene IQGAP1). The coding region runs from base 183 to 4139 and encodes 1318 amino acids. NCBI's taxonomy places the organism in Eukaryota, Metazoa, Chordata, Aves, Passeriformes, Thraupidae. Gene Ontology annotation, cellular component: nucleus; cytoplasm. Gene Ontology annotation, biological process: regulation of actin cytoskeleton organization; regulation of GTPase activity. The record is from RefSeq and is a predicted model, not a curated record. The transcript has 30 exons. Gene Ontology annotation, molecular function: actin filament binding; calmodulin binding; GTPase activator activity.
ACCCCGCGGGGAGGGACCCCGCGAGGAGGGACCCCGCGGGGAGGGGCGCCGCGGGGAGGUGCCGUAAGCGGUGCCGUGAGGGGCGCCGUGGCCCCGCGGCCCCGCUCACGUCCCGGCCGCUCCAGAGGCGCGUUGGCUUUGGCUCGCAGCAGGAGGACGGUGCAGUAAAGUGAGUGGCUGUGAUGGCAAGUGCCUGUUCGAGAGGUCCCAAUCCAGGACAACAGCAAAUGCGCAGCCUUCUAUGUAGACUUGGUUUCGCCGUCUUGGAUAAUGAGAGGUUAACAGCAGAGGAAAUGGAUGAAAGGCGACGCCAGAAUGUAGCCUAUGAAUACCUUUGUCAUCUGGAGGAAGCAAAGAGAUGGAUGGAGGCUUGUUUGAAUGAGGAGCUUCCUGCCACAACAGAGCUGGAAGAAGGAUUGAGAAAUGGAGUCUACUUGGCAAAACUUGGAAACUUUUUCUCCCCUAAAGUGGUUUCUGUGAAGAAGAUCUAUGACAGGGAACAGACUAGGUAUAAGGCAACUGGUCUCCACUUCCGACACACAGAUAAUGUGAUCCAGUGGCUGAAUGCCAUGUCUGAGAUUGGUCUCCCCAAGAUAUUCUACCCAGAAACAACAGAUAUCUAUGAUCGCAAGAACAUGCCACGCUGUAUCUAUUGUAUUCAUGCACUCAGCCUGUACCUUUUUAAACUGGGUCUUGCCCCUCAGAUUCAGGAUUUGUAUGGCAAGGUAGACUUCACAGAGGAGGAAAUCAGUAAUAUGAGGCUUGAACUGGAGAAGUAUGGCAUUCAGAUGCCUGCCUUCAGCAAGAUUGGAGGAAUUCUUGCAAAUGAGCUUUCUGUGGAUGAAGCUGCAUUGCAUGCUGCUGUCAUUGCCAUUAAUGAAGCAAUUGACCAUCAGGUUCCAGCUGACACUCUUACAGCAAUGAAGAACCCUAAUGCUAUGCUAAUAAAUCUGGAUGAUCAACUGGAAUCCACUUACCAAGCCACACUCUACAGAGCAAAGCAAGACAAGAUGGACAAUGCUAAAAAUAGGAUUGCCUCAGAAAGUCCAGAUAGAGAGAGAGAUGUGUAUGAAGAACUUCUGACUCAGGCUGAGAUUCAGGGAAACAUCAAUAAAGUGAACACACAUGCAGCCAUAUCAAAGAUUGACCUGGCUUUGGAACAAGGAGAUGCAUUAGCACUGUAUGAAGCUUUGGCAACACCAGCCCUGGGACUUCGAGGAUUGCUGCAAGAAAAUUGUGACUGGUAUUUCAAGCAGUUCUUGAGUGAUAGACAACAGAAACAGGAGGCUGGCCUUACAGGUCCUCUGCAGAAGGAAGAGUUGCAGUUGGGAGUGGAUACUGCUAACAGGGCAGCACAACAGUACCAGCAAAAACUGGCAGCAGUAGCCAAAAUUAAUUCAGCAAUUCGAAUGGGUGAUGCUGAGAAGACUGUGGCAGAAAUGAUGAAUCCAGAGGCCCAGUUACCAGAGGUUUAUACAUUUGCUGCAGAUCUUUACCAAAGGGAGCUGGUCACCUUACAGCAACAGAGCCCGGAAGGUCACCUCACCCAUCCAGAACUAUCUGUUGCUGUAGAGAUGCUGUCUUCUGUGGCCCUGAUUAACAGGGCUUUGGAUUCAGGGGAUAUGAACACAGUGUGGAAACAACUGAGCAGUCCUGUCACAGGCCUUACAAACAUUGAGGAUGAGAACUCGCAGAGAUACAUUGAUGAUUUGGUGAAGCUGAAAGCUGAAAGAAGUGCAGAAGGAAAUGAAUUUAUCACAUGGAAUGAUAUCCAAUCAUGUGUUGAUCAUGUGAAUAAAGUUGUGCAUGAAGAACAUGAAAGGAUUUUGGCAAUUGGUCUUAUUAAUGAAGCUCUGGACGAAGGGGACACCAAGAAGACUCUUCAAGCCUUACAGACUCCUGCAGCAAAAUUGGAGGGUGUCGCCCCAAAGGUAGCACAGCAUUACCAAGAUACACUACUUCGAGCCAAGAGAGAGAAAGCGCAGGACACACAGGAUGAAACAGCUGUACUUUGGCUAGAUGAAAUUCAGGAUGGGAUUCAUAAGGCUAACAAGGACACGGAGGAGUCCCAGAGAUUCUCCUUAGGAAUUCUAGCCAUUAAUGAAGCAGUAGAUCAUGGUGACGUUAGCCAGACCCUGAGUGCCUUGCGUUCACCUGAUGUUGGGCUGUACGGAGUCACUCCAGAAUGUGCUGAGACGUACCAGCAAGAAUUGUCAGAAGUUAAGAAAAGGGCAGCAGGGGGCAAUGGCAGCGAGUGGGUGAAACACUGGGUGAGAGGAGGCUAUCAUUAUUAUCAUAACCUGCGGACCAAAGAGGGAGGAUGGGAUGAACCAGCAGAAUUUGUGCAAAAUGACACUCAGCUGUCACGGGAAGAGAUACAGAGCACCAUAUCUGGAGUCACUGCAGCAUACAACCGAGAACAGUUGUGGCUUGCAAAUGAGAACCUGAUUAUGAAACUUCAGGCUUGCUGUCGAGGGUAUCUUGUUCGCCAGGAAUUCAACUCAAGAAUGAAUUUUUUGAAGAAGCAAGUCCCAGCAAUCACUUGCAUUCAGUCUCAAUGGCGUGGCUACAAGCAAAGGAAGGCAUAUCAAACCCGUUUGGAUUACCUACGCGCGCAAAAGGACCAAGUAGUAAAGAUUCAGUCAAUGACCAGGAUGUAUCAAGCCAGAAGACGUUACAGAGAUCGUCUGCAGUAUUUCAGAAACCACAUAAAUGAUGUCGUAAAAAUUCAAGCCUUUAUUCGAGCAAACAAAGCCCGAGAAGACUACAAAACCCUCAUUAAUGCUGAUAAUCCACCUAUGGCUGUGGUUCGGAAAUUUGUCCACUUGCUUGAUCAGAGUGACCAAGAUUUUCAGGAGGAGCUUGAGCUAAUGAAGCUCCGUGAAGAAGUUGUAACCUUGAUCCGAUCCAAUCAGCAACUGGAAAAUGACCUCAAUCUCAUGGAUAUCAAAAUUGGUUUGCUAGUGAAAAACAAAAUUACAUUGCAGGAUGUUGUUUCUCAUAGCAAAAAACUUACCAAGAAGAACAAGGAACAGCUCUCUGACAUGAUGAUGCUGAACAAACAAAGGGGAGGUUUGAAAGCAUUGAGCAAAGAAAAGAGAGAAAAGUUGGAAGCCUAUCAGCAUUUGUUCUACCUACUUCAGACUAACCCAACCUACUUGGCCAAGCUGAUUUUUCAGAUGCCUCAAAACAAAUCCACAAAAUUCAUGGAUUCUGUCAUCUUCACGCUGUAUAACUAUGCAUCCAAUCAAAGAGAGGAAUACCUGUUGUUGCGACUUUUCCAAACAGCACUGCAGGAAGAGAUCAAAUCAAAAGUAGACCAGAUACAUGAAAUUGUGACUGGGAAUCCUACUGUUAUUAAAAUGGUGGUAAGUUUCAAUCGUGGUGCCCGUGGUCAGAAUGCCCUGAGGCAGAUCCUUGCGCCAGUUGUGAAGGAAAUCAUCGAUGACAAGUCACUUAAUAUCAAAACUGAUCCUGUGGAUAUUUACAAGUCUUGGGUUAACCAGAUGGAAUCUCAAACUGGAGAGGCCAGCAAACUACCGUAUGAUGUUACUCCUGAGCAAGCCCUAAGUCAUGAAGAGGUGAGGACGCGCUUGGAUGCCUCAAUCAGAAACAUGAGGACAGUGACAGACAAGUUCCUAUCUGCCAUUAUUAGUUCAGUGGACAAAAUCCCGUAUGGAAUGCGUUUCAUUGCCAAGGUCCUAAAAGACUCCCUGCAUGAGAAGUUUCCUGAUGCUGGUGAGGAUGAGCUUCUGAAGAUUGUUGGCAACUUACUCUAUUAUCGCUACAUGAAUCCAGCCAUUGUUGCACCAGAUGCAUUUGACAUCAUCGACCUUUCAGCUGGAGGUCAGCUGACGACAGAUCAACGCAGAAACCUCGGUUCCAUUGCAAAGAUGUUACAGCAUGCUGCAUCCAAUAAGAUGUUCAUGGGAGACAAUGCUCAUCUAAGCAUCAUUAAUGAAUACUUGUUGCAGUCAUACCAGAAAUUCAGACGUUUUUUUCAGGCUGCCUGUGAGGUUCCCGAAUUGCAGGAUAAAUUUAAUAUUGAUGAAUAUUCAGACUUGGUGACUCUCACUAAACCAGUAAUUUAUAUUUCUAUCGGUGAAAUCAUCAAUACACACACUGUAAGUAUGCAUUAGUCACAGUUGCUCCUUAUAACCAGUGUUUGUGAAGAAAAUGCUGCUUCUGUCUGAAACACAAAGGUACCAAAUACAAGGCUGAAAGUUGUCAUGAUUGUAGCUUGUGAGAGCUUGUUGGUUUAUCGAAUAUAGUAGUUUAGGUAUGGCUU